Molecule: messenger RNA, 2241 nt
Organism: Humulus lupulus (European hop)
Lineage: Eukaryota; Viridiplantae; Streptophyta; Magnoliopsida; Rosales; Cannabaceae
Product: pentatricopeptide repeat-containing protein At3g12770-like
Exons: 1
Coding region: 221-2083 (620 amino acids)
Biological process (GO): RNA modification
Molecular function (GO): protein binding; RNA binding
Source: RefSeq, a predicted model, not a curated record
GCAGCCGUUAUUCUCUCUACCUCUGCUUACCUCCGAGUCCCUAGUCCACCGCCACCGGCGUCUCCCGUGACCGUCCUUACCUGCCGCCGGGACGGCUAUGAAGCUUUAAAUUCUUCCUAAUUUAACUAUUAAGAAAUCAGUAUGAAUUUCAAAUUAGACUGAGCUCUAAAGCAAUUUUUUUUUCUACUGAUCGUCCCGCCAAAACUAUAACUGAGUUCUGAUGAACUUGUCAUACCGUAAUUGCACUUCUGCGGCGGCGUUCGACCAGGUUCUGAGUCUUCUCCGUUAUAUUAAGCUCUCAAUCGUCAAAAAGUCACUGAAACUCAAUCAAAAAUCCCAUGCUCGAGUUCUCAUUCUUGGGCUCUCACAAAACCCUUUUCUCGCCACAAAGCUAAUGUCUGCGUACUCCGCUUUUGGCAACUUAAUCGAUUCACAGCUCGUUUUUCAGAUGUCUAAGCACAAGAAUGUAUAUUUAUGGAAUACUUUGAUUAAUGGGUAUGUGAGAAAUAGUGAAUAUACUGAGGCUUUUGAGUAUUUUAAAGAAAUGUGUCACGGUGAUUUGUUUCCGGAUGAUUAUACACUUGCAACUAUGGCGAAAGUUUCCGGCGAGAUGGGAAACUUGGUCGCUGGGAAGUUGGUUCAUGGGAGGAGCGUAAGAGUUGGGUUUGUUUUUGAUAUUGUUGUUUCGAAUUCCUUAAUGUCGAUGUAUAGUAAGUGUUUAAAUUUUGGUGAUUGUCGGAAGGUGUUCGAUGAAAUGCCUCUAAGAAAUGUCGGUUCUUGGAGUGUGCUUUUAGCAGGGUAUGUUGGUUGUGGGAAGCAGAGUUUCGAUCAAGAAUUGUUGGAACUUAUUAAAUGUAUGCAGAUUGAUGGGCUGAAGCCUGACGGGUUUACCGUUUCUAGUAUUUUGCCUUUGUGUGGUGUUGAUUCCAGGAAAUGGCCAGAUUAUGGUGGGGAGCUUCAUUGCUAUAUUGUAAGGAAUGGACUCUACUCUGAAUUGGGCUCUGAUGUUCAUCUUGGAUGCUGUUUAAUUGAUAUGUAUUUGAAGAGUGGUAGAAUUGUCGAGGGUAGACGAGUUUUUAACCAAAUGAACUGUAGAAAUGUAUAUACUUGGACUGCAAUUAUCAAUGGUUACACAAAGAAUGGAGCUUCAGAUGAAGCUUUAAAUCUUUUCCAUGAGAUGCAAGUAAAAGAUGGAAUAGAACCUAAUAGAGUAUCACUUCUAAGUGUUCUCCCUGCUUGUAACUCUCAUGCUUGUUUAAGAGGUGGCAAACAAAUUCAUGGAUUUGCAAUCAGGAAACUACUGAAUCAUGAUGUAUCUUUAUGCAAUGCUUUGAUCGAUAUGUAUUCGAAGUGUGGGAGCUUGGAUCUUGCAAGACGAGUUUUCGAGGAUGAAUCCUUCUGUAAAGAUGCAAUCUCUUGGACUUCAAUGAUUUCUGGAUACGGAUUGCAUGGAAGGGGCAAGGAAGCUCUGUCAUUGUAUGAUAAAAUGGUUCUUCAAGGGAUCAGACUAGAUACAAUAACAGUUGUGGGGAUACUUUCAGCUUGUGGCCGAUCAGGUUUGAUAGAUGAAGGCCUUAAAAUCUAUGACUCGGUGGUUAAUGAACAUGGAAUUAAACCAACAGUUGAGAUCUGUGCUUGUGUUGUAGACAUGCUAGGCCGAUCGGGCCAGCUUGAUCGUGCAUUAGACUUCAUCCGAGGAAUGACUGUACAACCUGGACCAAGUGUUUGGGGGGCUCUUGUUGCUGCUUCUGUUUUACAUGGAAACUCUAAGAUGCAAGAGCUAGCUUAUAGAUUUCUUAUUGAACUAGAACCCAAGAAUCCCUCAAAUUUUAUUUCGCUAUCGAAUUUGUAUGCUUCUUCAAAACAAUGGGAUGUUGUAGCUGAAGUAAGAACAAAGAUGAAAGAAAGAGGCAUGAGGAAGGAACCUGGGUGUAGUUGGAUUAGCAUUAAUAGCACCACUCAUUGUUUCUACGUUGCUGAUAAAGUUCAUCCCUGUUCACACUUAAUCUAUGAGAUGCUUGAGAACCUUAUAUUUGUAAUAAAGGGAGCAAAUCACUCUUCUGAUAAUGAAAUUCAAACAUAGAUUUUGGCCAUAUAUAAGUAAAGUGAUGAUGAUUUUGGAUCUUGGGAUAAUUGCUACGCAACAUAUGUUGCCAUCCUGAGAUUACAAUUACUGGUUUAAUGGCUGUGCUUGAAUAUGUAUCAUUUUGCAUCAGAUGAUUUUGCAAGUAUUUGGAGAAC